Molecule: messenger RNA, 577 nt
Organism: Rhagoletis pomonella (apple maggot)
Lineage: Eukaryota; Metazoa; Arthropoda; Insecta; Diptera; Tephritidae
Gene: rasp
Product: protein-cysteine N-palmitoyltransferase Rasp
Exons: 3
Coding region: 156-536 (126 amino acids)
Source: RefSeq, a predicted model, not a curated record
AAAAAAGGAAAAGAUAAAUAACCUGCUGGAGAAGAUCUACGAAGUACAAACGGAAGAUACCGCAUUUGCGGCUAGCAAAUAAAAAAGAAAAACAAGCAGUAUUAACAAGGUGAUUUGCAAGGAAAUUUUAAAUAUCAUUUCAUUGAUGAUUAAAUAUGGAUGAAUCAAAAGGAUUCCACUUUUACCGGCGUGAAUUGUUUCUGUAUUUUGGAGUCUACUUUGCUUAUCUCAUCUAUGGCUUCUGGACGUUAUUCGGAUUACGUGAAGAACUGCAACAACAUUCUGGUCAUACGCGUGAUCCCUAUAACUAUGAACUGGAUAUUUUCAAUAAUUACGUACGUGUUAACUGGCAUUGGUACAUAUUGCAUGCUGUAAUCUCAACUACUUCACGUUUUUUUAUAAGUGCAAACAAGAUGGGCAUGGUCUACGCUUUUGUAUCAGUUCCUUCACUGCUGACCAUACUACCCUUGAAGAUGGCUGCAUUCGUUUUGGCAAUGCUGUGUAAUACUAUUUUGGACCUUGCUGCGCUGUUGUAGCUUUGCACAUUUUUGUGUCGAUGCACACUUCAAAAAGGAAC